AUGGCCUAUGACCACUAUAUGGCCAUCUGUAAACCCCUUCACUACACAACCAUCAUGAGUUGGACUGUGUGCCACCUACUGGUGGCUGGUUUCUCGCUGGGGGGCAUAAUUCACUCCAUGGUGCAGAUCCUCGUCACUGUCCAGUUGCCCUUCUGUGGCCCCAAUGUGAUUGACCACUACUUCUGUGACCUCCAUCCCUUAUUCAAGCUUGCCUGCACUGACACCUCUGUGGAGGGGGUUAUUGUGCUGGCCAAAAGUGGGUUAUUGUCUAUAUUUUCCCUCCUUAUCUUGGUUUACUCCUAUGUUUUCAUCCUGGUCAACUUGAGGAACGUUUCUGCGGAGGGAAGACGCAAAGCCCUCUCCACCUGUGCCUCUCACACCACGGUGCUCAUCUUGUUCUUUGGACCUGCCAUCUUCCUCUACAUGCGGCCCCCCUCCACCUUCACUGGGGACAAACUGGUGGCUGUGUUCUACACGGUGGUCACCCCCACGCUGAACCCCAUCAUCUAUACACUCAGAAAUGCAGAGGUGAAAAUCGCCUUGAAGAGGUUGGGGUCGGGGGGCAGGAAAGUGCACUCAGGGGUGGGAUCAAAAUAA
Rangifer tarandus platyrhynchus (Svalbard reindeer) is the source of this 597-nucleotide messenger RNA. NCBI's taxonomy places the organism in Eukaryota, Metazoa, Chordata, Mammalia, Artiodactyla, Cervidae. The record is from the annotation of a GenBank genome assembly.